Molecule: messenger RNA, 2652 nt
Organism: Brettanomyces bruxellensis
Lineage: Eukaryota; Fungi; Ascomycota; Pichiomycetes; Pichiales; Pichiaceae
Exons: 1
Coding region: 1-2652 (883 amino acids)
Cellular component (GO): Golgi apparatus
Source: RefSeq, a predicted model, not a curated record
AUGUCGUUAAAUGCAUCUUCGGAGGAACCGGCAACGUCAACCCCAUCAAAAUCAACAAGUUCAAAAGAUGAAGUGAAUCCGGACACAGCAAUAUCUUACCGGACUAUUCCCCAUGGUCUCACAUACAAGCACGAAACACGUCACCAUUCGUCUUAUAGGCGUCAUUCGACUUCACCAAAGCGUACAUCGUCGACUGUUGAGCUGAAAAGACAUCCUUUGACGUGUGUGAAAGACACAAACUACAAAAAACUGGACAUAGUGGGCGCCAAGCACGAUUUGACGUCUAUUCUCACAACAGUGGACAAAAACAAGAACAAGGAGAAUGGCAAGAACGACAAGAGGGACCAGGGGGUGGGCAGCGACGCGGAAAGCGACGCGUCAGUGCAUAUUAGCACCGGAGAUUUAACUGAAGACGGAUCUCCAAGGAGUAUUUUCCCCGUUCCAUCUCUUGCAAAUAGCCAAGGACCGGACGAUAUUGAAUCUUCGCCUGUGAACAGCCACCAGGACCGUGUUGUGAAGAAAAAGCAGAGCAUAAAGAUGAGCCGGAAACGAAAUGCGAUCUCUGUUUCUGUUUCCGACAGCAAACGGCAACAUUUUGGUGAUUGCAAUGCAGACGAAGAGGGAUCAAAGCUCCCUCUGAUCGAGUAUCACCGGCGAAACUCGACAUCCUCGUACCGCACACCAGUCCGGCAUGAUUUUUACUCCGGAAAUAGCACUAAAAAGGCCCCAUCAAGAACACAUCGAAGCAGGGUGAUAGAUGAGUCAAAGAUUCACCAAGAUGGGGAUACAAACCCGGCAUUGGACCCUGAUAACAGUCCGCUUGCCAAUGUGAGCCAGGGCAGUAUUGUAGACCAGAAGAUUGAGGGUGAGACGGAGGUGUUUGACCAGCUUAAAAAAGCGACAAAAUCGAAUAUCCACGAGCUUGAUGCGGGCGGUGCUAAGGAGUCGGAUUUGCGGGAAGCGGACUCCGACACGGACGGCCAAAUGUCCGACGACAGCGAUGAUAGCAAUUUGCGAAUGUCUCCGGUCCGUUUUAACAGCAAGGCACUUUCUCCGCUUUCCAAAGAGAGUGUGAAUGUUGAUUCGACCGAGCAAGACAGUGUGCUUUUAGCCUUGGACGAGAAAGAGAGGAAGUUGGAGAAAGAGAGACAGCUUGAAGAUGCUGCCAGUGCAAAAGAUGAGGAAGUGAGGCAAUCUGGCAAUGUAAAAGGUGCAAAAAGGCCGAUUUUCACGUCGGACCAAGUCCAGGAAAUCAGAAACAGUUUUGAAAGUGUGGUUUCCGGGCUGCAGGAAUCCUUGAAGCAGAAAUCCAAGCGGUGCAGUCUGCUUGAGAAGAAUUUGAGUGGGUUGAAACUGGAAGUUGUUGAUGCAAAAUCGAAAAUGGAGCAGGCGGAGUCGGAGAAAACGCAACUUGAGGCCACAGUUAAGACUCUUAGGGUUGAAUCUUCGUCGGCCACGGAGUAUGCAGCAAACUCCGACAGGCGGUGUAAUGUGGCUGACCAUAAACUCCGGGUUUGUGAGUCCAGACUUGCCAGGUACAAGGAGUUGUAUGUGGAGCUGAUGGGAGCGGCGAAAAACCUUGAGAAAGAGGUUUCGAAAGAGAAGAAGACAGUUUCUCAAUUGAAGCGGAAGCUAACGGAGAUGAAACAAAAGUUUGAGCGAGACCAGGCGGGCAAGUCGGAGCUUCAGUCAUCGUUAGAGCUCAAAAAUGCAGAAGUGAAGAGUCUUUUGGAGGAGAAAUCGGAGAAUGAGGUGAUGAUAAGAAAUCUCAAACGCAUAAAUGACGAGAGUGACUCCGAGCUAAAAAAGCUUAAGGCGAGACUAAAUGCUACAAAGGAGAAGCUUGAAGAUCUCAGGAAGAGAAAUGACAGCAUAUCGACACAGAUGGCUGAUUCUGCGAAGCAGAUAAAGGAAAAAGCGGCCAAGCUGGAACAAAUGAAGAAGGAGAGAGACUCGGCAUUGGCAAAUUUGACCAGUCUGAAGACCAGGAUGCAGAAUGUUGAAACGAGCAACAGCAAAUUGCUGCUAGAGAAGAAGGCUGCAGACAGCAAGAUAAGCAAAGCCCAGAGAGAGUUGGAUGAGUUGGAUAAGAAGUAUCUGGAGAUGAAGAAGACCCGGAACGAGGAAUUGCAGAAGAAACUCGCAAAUGGGCAGCAGAAUGUUGAAAAACUCAACGAGAAGAUCAAGGCUUUGGAGGAGGAGAAGUCCAGUCUCGAAAAGGCAGUCAAAGCCGAGCAGGCUGCUCAAUCUAAAGAGAUACAGGCCGGAAUUCAGGAAAACAAGAAGUUGAACGAGCAAAACGGCACGUUGAAGAAUAGAAUAGAGACUCUGGAGAAGGAGAUUACGUCAGCAAAGGCCAAAAUAGCGAAUAACGACAAAGAGAUGGAGAUGCAGAUGGAGAAACUGGCGCAGGAUCUAUACCUCCAGUAUUCGGCAAAGCAUGAGCAGAAGGUGGCGACUCUGAAGAAAGGAUAUGAGAUGAAGUGGAUGGGAAAAGUCAAAAAAUUCACCAGAGAUAACGAUGCGUUGAAGCGUGAGAUUGCAAGUCUUAAAAAGAGACUUGAGGUGGAGACAAAUGAAAAAAAGCAGCUUGUUAAGCUCUGGGAUGAGUAUGUGAGUCUUGAAAAGAAGGGGCCGAAGAUGAAGAGCUAG